AUUAUCAUGCUCCAUACCAACACACCGACACGACUGGAGGACGACCCUGAUCAGUAGAUGGUAUAGGACUGGUGGGAAGUAGUCAGAUUUAUAGAAUCUCUACCCGCCAUAUCGGAAUGAGUAAGGAGAUCUAUAAGAAGUGUUUGGGUCGCGUUGUUGCUAAUCCGCUCCUGUUAUCCGGCAUAAACCUGGCCAAAAGAGUAAACCUCUUUCAGGCAAUGCAAGAUCUAGGAAAGCCAUGCGACAUCGCGACGUUAGCUAAAGAAACACAUCUUAAAGAACCGUAUGUUGCUGAGUUGAUGAAAUCAUACGUUUCGUCUGAGGUGGUACAAAUGACAGCUCAAAGAAAGGUUUUAGUUCCAGAUUGGACAAUCUUUAAGGAAAUGUUUCUUUCCCGUGAAUUAGGAUAUAUUCUGCCGUUUCAAAAGGUGGCACCUUGAAAAGUGUUUUACAGACGCUGGUCCCUCCGGCUACAGUCACGAUGAGGCCCCGUACGUUAUGAACUACGUUCGGUCUCUCCGGGCAAAUUACAACAAUUCCAUAGCAAAGGAACUCUCUCAGCUGAUAGCAACUCACGCAGAAAAACAUAAGAACGUCCUAGACGUGGGGUGUGGGACGGGCGACAUAACAACUCCCCUCGCCGAGGCACUUCCAGCGUCCGCAGUUACAGGCUGCGACCUUUCGGAGAAGGCGAUUACGGAUGCAAAGCUGGGCUCUUUUACAGUCAAAAACGUCAGCUACGGCAUUGAAAACAUCUCUAAAUUGCCAGAAGACUGGACCAAAAAAUAUGAUGUGGUUCUUAUGUUUGACGUCCUCCAUGACCUCCAGCACCCCGAGGCAGCUAUAAAGCAGGUUCUGAAGGUGCUUGCGGCCGACGGAAUCGUCAUCAUUGUUGAUCCGAAGGUGAGCAGCGACCCGUUGAAAAACGUUGGAAACAUUCAGGCGGCACAGGCACUUACACUCAGCUCGUGGUGGUGUAUUCCAAGUAGCUCGUGCGACCACGGUUCUGGUCUUGGCGUGGGCUGGGGAUGGGAAAACAAGGAGGAGUUCCUGACGAAGGCGGGUUUGGUGAUCAAAAGUCGUGUCUGUAUCAUCAACAGCGACUACAAUUAUGCGUACGUCUGUAAACGGAAAUUGGGCAGUUACGGAAGUAGGGCAGUACACGGAAGUGGGGCAGUAGACAGAAGUAGGGCAGAACGUAAAGAGCCGAUACAUUGAUACUUGAUAUAUUAUCUCGAUAUAUGCCUACAGCGAUUGUAACA
Messenger RNA from Mizuhopecten yessoensis (Yesso scallop), 1262 nucleotides. Its product is annotated as magnesium-protoporphyrin O-methyltransferase-like. The record is from RefSeq and is a predicted model, not a curated record. The transcript is spliced from 5 exons. The coding region runs from base 499 to 1218 and encodes 239 amino acids. NCBI's taxonomy places the organism in Eukaryota, Metazoa, Mollusca, Bivalvia, Pectinida, Pectinidae.